AAAAUUAUUAAUUUGUGUGACCACACUUCAGUUGAUUCCAUUUUUCAUAAUGGAAGUUGUGUUUUCAAACAUUAGUUGUAAGUAAGUGAGAAAUUUGUGAUAAUUUGCAGUUAUAACAAACAAUUUUGGUGCUGACUUACACAGUGGUCGCUCUUAAUGUUAUAAACCACGAUUUUUGACGGCAAACUUGAAAUAUGGGUGAUCGAGGUGGAUGGAUAUGGUCUGUGUGGAAGCAAGUUAAACAGUCGUUAUAAAAUUCCCGUAGCAAAUGCAAGCUUGUUUGAGCUGUAUGAGCUGUUGCGCCAUCAUGCUGAAAUAUUCAUUCAGAAAUUUUUCAGGACCAAGCUGGUGAAUAAAUUCUUGCAAUAUGUUCUGAUGUCUCGCAGCUCUAACUGAUUUCUCGAAGAAAAAGGGCACAAACAGUUAUCUGGGAGCACACCAAACUCCAUUGUUUUGCGGAUAUAAAAACAUUUCUUCAAAAUAAUGAGGAUUUUCUGCACUCCACAUCCUCAUAUUUUGCGAGUUUACGUACCCUGAUAAAUGAAACCAGGUUUCAUCACCAAUAUUUAUAUACUUAGUUUAAAAACAAAAAAAAAAUCGCUGCAAUCGUUAAUUGCUUACUUUCAAUAUAUGUAUUUGUUGUGUAUGUGUCUUUUUUAACUAGUGAGAAUAUCAGAUCAUAGCUAUGAAAUUAUUCUACUGCCAUCUUUUUUUAAGUCAUCUUUCCUUUUAAGUCUGAAAGAAUUUUAGAAGUUUCCUGUGUUUUAUUUUUGAAAGUAGGUAUAUGAAAAGAUCUUGGGGUCCCUGUGCUUUGUUUUCGGAAGGAUUGAAAAAACCUGUGGGUCUUGAAAAGAGUCUGAAAAAUCCUUGGAGUCGCCUGGUGUACUUUUUCUAAUAAUACAAAAUGCUCUUUGGAUUCCUUAUUUUUGAUCUUCAAAUCUGAAAUAAUUUCAGAAGCUUUUCGUGUUUUGUGUUUGAAAAAGGUGGAAAAAAUUGUUAGGGGCCCCUAGUGUUUUAAAUAUAUGAAAGAUACUUCGGGGAGUCCCUUGAGUUUUAUUUUUGAAAGAAUGUGUAAAAAUCUCAGAUAUACUUCUGUCUUAUUUAAUUAUUGGAGUUUUAACUCCUUUCUUUUUGUAUUAUAGAAAACGUAUACGACGUGCGCCGGAAUAGGAUGUCGAGUUCGAUACCGACAUCUGAACUAAGUCUGAACAAAUAAAAAAAGUAUAUUUUAUAAUAAACAACAAUUGGCAAUACAUACAAUCAUCAUUAUUAAUCAUCAUUUUGAUAAAAAAUACAAAUGCGACAUAUUUUUGGUUUUUAUUAUUUUUUAAGAGAAAAUUAAUGAUUUCGCCGUGUAUACGUGUUCAAUUUAUAUAAAUUGAUAACGCAGAGUUUAAAUUCCAUCCGUGCGUCCCUGGGUCGACGCACUCUUUUUUUAUUUAUUUAUUUCUUUUUUUGAAACAGUGAAAGAAUCUUAGAAAUCCUUGUAUUUUGUUUUCGAGAGAGUUUGAAACAAUAAUGUUUCCUUGUUUAGAGGUGCUCGAUGUGCUUUUUUUUUAAUAAUAUGGAAGAAUCUUUGGGUUCCUGCAUGUUUUUAAAAAAAAAAUCAUGAAUCUAUGGUAUUUUGUUUUUGAAAGAGUUAGAAAAAACCUUAGGGGCCUCUAGUGUUUUAUAUAGGUAUGUAUAUGAAAGAACAUGUGGGUUUCCUGCUGCUUAUUAUCGAAAGCAUGUUAAAAACUUGGGAAUUCCUGUUUUGGGGUCGUGUUUUAUUCCUAAGAGCAUUUGGAAAAAAAAUGGAUCUCAGUGGUGUUUUUUAUGAGUUUGAAAGAAUCUGAGAGCUCCAUGGUGUUUUAUUUUUGAAAUAUUUUUAAUAGAUCUUGGGGUCCCUGUGUUUUGAUUUUGAUAAUUCAAAAGACUUGAAGGUUUUGUUAUUUUGGUUUUGAAAGAUUUUGGAAGGCCCUUGGAGGGCUCUGGUUUACUUUUUCUAGUAAUCCAAACGAUCCUUUGGGUUUUUAAUCUUUUGUUCUUUAAAUAUGAAAGAAAUUUCAGGAACCUCUUUUCGUGUUUUGUUUUUGAAAAAGUUAGAAAAAAUUGUUAGGGGUCUGUAGUGUUUUAAGUAUAUGAAAAGUUCUUCGGCGCUUCGUGUGUUUGAAGGAAUGAAAAAAAUCUCGAGAUCCUUGUGUUUUAGUUUUUUUUUUUUUGACGCAAAACAAUCUUAGAAGUUGCUUAUGCCUUGUUUUUGAAAGGGUUUUGAAAUAUUCUUAAAAGAACCUGAUGUGUGUUUUUUUUUAAUAUGAAAGAAUCGUUGGGUUCCCUUGGUGUUUUUUAAGGAUUUGAAAAAAGAUCACGAAUGUCUCGUGUUUAUUUUUUUAAGGCUUCUAUAAAGCUCUCGAACCUCUGGUGUUUUAUUUUUAAAAGAGUUUGCAAAAACCUUGAAGUCUCGUAAUGUCUUCUUUUUAAGAAUAUCAGAGAAUGUUCUUUGUGUUUUGAAGAAUUCUGGAGGCCUCUGGUGUUUUGUUUUUAAAUAAAUUUCAAAGAAUCUUUUGGGCUUCAUCACUGAUAAAAAACACUGUAAAAUAGCCUUCGUGCAUCGGUGGUUGCAUACUUCCAAUAUAGCUAUAUGUUGGUUGUUCUUUUUUUAAAUUGGUGAGAAUACGAUAUGACAUGACAAGUCAAAACUUACUUUGAAAGCGUUCUUAAAGAUGUAUGGGGGCUAUCAUCUAUAAACUGUCGGACUUUUCUGAGAGCCUCGGGAGUUCGUUUUGUUAUUGUGCGACUUCCUGAUUUCCUCUUAAUACUACCAUCAAAAUAAUGCAUGACUAAAUGUCCUUAAAAAAUUAGCUUGAAAAACAACAAAAGCAUGAAAACAGGGUUGAGCUUCAUACACAUAUGGAUAGUUUUGAGUCACUCUCAAAUUAAAAUGUAACUGUAAAGAAGACUGACUUUCGCAGAAAAUUGUAUGAUCAAUAAGCGAAACUCAAACCACAAUAAGGCAAGAUUAUAGGCAACCCACCACAACCCAAGUUGUAUGUUCUAUAAACGAAACCAAAGAAGUCCUGUAGUGAAAUCUAUCUAAAAUAUUUUAGAUUACAAGUUUACUUUAAACAAGCUUUGUGUGCAGCAGAGGGUAACCGAUACGCAAUAACUUUGCAAAUAACUUCAUUAGUUUUCAAGCAUGCAGAGUAUCAUUAUUGCCCGUACUAUUUUUAACAUCACGUAUACGAAUUUUCUAAGAACACAUAAAAUUUUACCAGUUUUCAGAAAUCAAAUAAAGUCUUCAGAAAUUAGCGACGGAAGUUUAAGUAAAUGUCGCUACAAGUUUAAGUCAGUUUUGAGCUACUUCAAUUUUUUUAUUUUUAUUUUUACCAUCACUUAUCGGAAAUAACUUCUUGAAAAUCCCAACAAAAAAGAAUUUGUGUUAUUCAAUGAAAAAAAUACUACUAAUAAAAGUGCAAACAUGUUAAGUGAAUGUAAUAUUGGGGCCAGACAAGAGGUUACCUACUUAAGAAACUAUAAAUAGUUGAUUGAACAUUUUUUGGCGCUUUACGUAAUCGUUGUAAAAAGUUCAUUAUAUUUGGAUUCCUUACGCAUAGUUAAAUACACUCAUUGUGUAGGUAGUUUUCUGAAAUUUUUCCUUAUACAGUUUAGUGAACGCCAAUUAGAGCUUUUCUGACAUGAUAACGCUUAUUUGCGCUGUUUUGAUCAUUUAUGUAAUGGACAAAAAAAUUAAAGCUUUUUGAGAAUCAGCAAAAUCUUAUUAAAAACGAAAAUAGUCUUGUUCUUACUUCCGUAAACUACUAAGACUCCUAAAGCUACGACGGCAAGCUUGUGGGUGUUGCACCACCACCCCCACAUAGCACCGCCCCCAUGCACUUCCGGCACACGCUGCUCCUCAAGCCCAAGAUUUGCCCAAGAAAAUCGGAGCACGAUCGACUUUCUCCCGAAAAACAAACCGUAAAUUAAAAUCGAGCGCUUUACUUAGCAAACAUAUGUCAAAACAGGGUCAUAAUUUUCGGGAAACAGUCCGGGGAGUGAAUUAUGGCCUUCGCUAGAAUGUUUUCCUAGUGUACGCCACUGCCAAACCCAAAUACCAUCUCAAGGGUGGUCGAAUAACUGACCCAAAACUCUAUUUAAAAGUCGUGUUGUGUCCGUCGGGAAACUCCCUGCUGAGCAACUUUUCACCCCGAUGGCCAUUGAAAAUGGAGGCGGCGCACCCUGUGUGAUGGAGGAGUAUAACUAACGAUGCAAUCUUAAAUUACGUGUACCAUGUAUAUGUGGAAAGGCUAUAGAGGAAAUGGGAAAUGCUAAUGCCGUAAUGCAGUGGCCAUAAAACUCUAUCUGCAUGCAUAGAACGGCUUAAUUCGACCGAGACGAACACCGACGGUGAAGGGACAGGCCCUUAGCGUACUCGAUCGAAAAACAAUUUCGUAAUGGUAUGAAAUCAGUCGGUCGGCUAUCUCAUUUCCUAUUAUUUUAAUCAGUUUUGGCGAGAUUCGGUUGCUGCAGCGAGGCCAAGGAGGUUUCAUUUUCCAACCAACUAUAAUUGUACUUAUUAUUAAGAUUUAAACUUAUGCGUAUGUGUUACAAUUUUUGUUUUAAUAAAAGACAAUAACGUAACAUAAUGAGCAAAUCAUAUAAAAUAGGUGUACAGGUGGCAACAAUAAAUUGUGGUCGUUAAUGUCACAUUAGAACACUUUCCAUUGUAUUAAAAAUGGCAAUGAAAUUAAAAAUUUAAAUUAACCAGGUAUAACCAAUAGUUCGAGUUUUAGUUUAAAAGUUACUUGCGUAGUAAUUUUUUGCACUAAGAAAAAUUAAGAUGUUUAAUUAUUACAGAGAUUUAUGUAUUUGUGAAACAGUGACCAUGAUACUACUUGAUACUAACUGACUAAUUUAUAGUUUUUACAAAUGCUUGCCAUUUGUUUGGGAUAGUUUGCUAUGUAAUUAAUUUCGAAACUAAUAUCAUCAUCAUUAACAUGUUAUUUUUUUUUGCUUUUUAAACUGUAAAUAAUCAACUUUUAGACACUGUCUACUACACUGUGGAGAGUGUUACAGGGAUUUAUUUAAAUAAAACGGCUUAAAAACUAUAUAUAUAUUCAAGAAUAAAUUCGAGGGAAUUGCUAAUUUUGUUUAUUUUUUUCUGAUAAUAUUAUCAUUAUUCAUUGUUAUAAGAACUGAUUGUCUCUUUUGUGUCAUCGAUGUUUUACACGACCGUAAAAUAAAAACAUGACACUGAUAUAGAAAUAAAAGACAGCUAUAAAAAAUUCCUUUUGAACACUAGUAGUAACAGAAAGUUCUUUGGCACAAUUAUCAAAAUGAUAAGUUUAUCAAAGUACCAUUUACUUUAUUUGAAAGCAGUAUUCGUGGUAUUGAUCAGAAUUUUGUUUUGAGUAUGUAAUGGUGAAACUUCCUGUACAUCAGGUAUGUAGACAUCCCGCAUAAAUGACAAAGUGUAAAAUCUUAUUCCACAGUACCUCUCCAUUAAAAAUUAAUGUGUGGUGCAAGUUUCGACAGACUUUAAAGCUUAUUGAAUUAUCACAAAACCCGACAAUGAAACAAAAUGUUUUCAGCAAAGAAAAGGGGAAAUGACAUUUCUUCACCCAAUCGAGUACUACUAAGGUGGUGGUUUCGAAAUGACAGUCACACCUACAAAUGAACUCACUAUUCAGUGCCCAUUUAGACACAUUUAAAAUGCAUAGAAUGCCAAAAAUUCAACUGCAAAAAAUCAACCUUUUGACGUUUAAAUCGUGUCCGUCGCCUGAAAACGGUUUUCAAGCGGUGUUAGAUUGGUUUUCGACGACGAAACUAAUAGUGCUCGAAAUUGAACAACAAGUUAAUCCUGAAAAGUUGACAAAAAAAGUGUUUCAAAAUUUUCAGUUCUUGAGAUACUUGAAACUGGGAAACAAUAGAUUUAAAGUGUUGGAAGAAGACAUUUUCGCAAAUAUCCCGAAUUUAUUCGCACUGGAAUUACGACACAAUAAUCUAACACAACUGAGUACAAAGCUGUUUGAAGAAUUACGCGUUUUGGAAUGGUUGGAUCUGGCAGAUAAUAAAAUAGAAAAGAAACCUUGCGGUUUAUUUCGUUCUCUCAAAAAAUUACAAUAUUUACAUUUGUGGGGCAAUAAAACUAAGUUUUUAGACGAAUGCUCUUUUCAACGACUUUCUGAUUUGAAGUUUCAAUGACUUUCUGACAAUGUGUUCAAAGAUUUACGACAACUGAUGAAUCUAAGUUUAGCAGGUAAUAAAAUUAAUGCUAUUUAGUCAAAUAUGUUCAGAUAUGGUGCAAACCUGCACUCUGUGAUAUUGAGAAAUACUCGUAAUCCUAAUCUUAUUGUCGGCGAAUACUUACUUGUUUUAUAAUUUCAGUUUAUUACAAAAAAUAGAUUUGUCGAAUUGCAAUUUGGGAAAUACAUAUUUCCGAAAACAUUUUUGGAAAUUCAAGAAAGAUGAGAAUCGUCGAUCUGAGAAAUAAUAAUCUGAGGGAAAUUCCGCAAAACUUGUUCCGAGAUCUUUUUUGUUAGAAAAAAUUGAUAUCUCUCACAAUCGAAUCAAGGGCGUUGAAAAUACGUUCACUUCUUUAAUAAAACUAAAAAUACUUUUUUUGCAACACAACGUCAUUGAAAAUAUUACUGAAAAUACGUUUUCUGAUUUGGUUCGUCUUGAAGAAUUGAAUCUUGAGCAGAAUAAAAUUAAAUAUAUAAAUCCAAUGGCUUUUUAUAAUAAUAGUUACUUGAGAAUAAUUAAUUUGUCAAGAAAUUUGUAUUCUGGAGAAGACACACUAUACUCAAGAAUUUGGUGUAUCUGGAAGCAGUAGAUUUCAGUUAUAAUUUUAUAGAUCAAAUUGAAAAAGUUAUAACACUGGAUAACAAAGUAAUGUUGGAAACUUUAAACUUAAGAGGAAAUUUCAUCACUAAGGUCACGCUCAGUUACUUGGAAGGUCCUGGAGGAGUGGAUAUAGAUCUAACAUUCAACAAUAUAACUGUAGUCAGCUUCAAGAAUAUCGAUCGUGAGAAUGGUACUAAUAAUUCCAUACUUCGUCUAGGGCAUAAUCCCCUUCAUUGUGACUGUCACAAUUACGACUUAUUCAAAUAUUUUAAUGGUGAAGUGUCAGAUAAUGUGUUGAUGAAGUUUGACAUUAGAACUGAAAACGUGGCGUGUGCUACACCUAAAAUACUCAGAAAAAAAACUCCAAAAAUUUUAAAAUUGUGGUCUUUGGUCUGUCCGCUUGAAAACCUUACUAUAAAAACAGGUUGUUCUGAAAUUUGUGAGUGCAGUUGGAGACCAUUCGACGGAUCAGUUAUUAUAGACUGUGCUAACAGAAAUUUGGACAAAGUUUCCCAAAAUUGUGACGAAUAGUUUCAGGUGGAUUAAUUUCAGUAAUAUCGAAAUAAAUGUGACAAAUAACAACAUAGCUGUAAUAAAUCUGACCAAAUACGAUGAGAUCACUAGACUUUACAUGUCCCACAAUAAACUCAAAACCAUUGCUGGAAUACCAAGGAGAUUAAAAGUUUUAGAACUUGAUCAUAACCAUUUGUCAGCGCUAAGUUCUGAUUUUCUCCGUACUUUGGACACAUCUCAUUUAGUUAACGUCAGUUUGAAACACAACCCUUGGAUUUGUACCUGUGGUUCUGAAGUUUUGACAAAUUUCGUUCGAAAGCACGCAAAAAUCAUGGAUUUUAAGCAAAUUUAUUGUUCCAACAGCACGAUUCCUCUUGUUAGUUUAAACCAGAGCGACCUUUGCAAAGAUAUUACCCUAAUCGUUACUGUUGUCGUAAUAUCCCUUUUGUUAUUGCCAGCAGUAUUCUCUGCCUUAUUUUACAAAUUUCAACAACCAAUAAAAGUUUGGAUGUUUUCUAAAAACUUAUGCUUGUGGUGGGUUGCAGAAGAAGAUUUAGACAGGAAUAAAGUUUUCGAUGCUUUCAUCUCCUACUCCUCCAAAGACGUAGAUUUUUUUGUAGAAACUUUAAUACCAGAGUUAGAAAAAGGACCAGAAGAUUAUAAACUUUGUGUAGAUUUCCGCAAUUGGACUCCCGGAGAAUUGAUUAGUUCAAGUGAAGUCAAAUCUAUAAAUGAAUCGAAACGACCGAUUAUUAUUCAUUCGCAGAAGUUCUUGAAGAGUGUUUGAGGACUUGCUUAAC
This is a messenger RNA of Zophobas morio, 8135 nucleotides long. Its product is annotated as protein toll-like. Gene Ontology annotation, molecular function: transmembrane signaling receptor activity. The record is from RefSeq and is a predicted model, not a curated record. The transcript is spliced from 5 exons. Bases 7454 to 8122 code for a protein of 222 amino acids. Gene Ontology annotation, cellular component: plasma membrane. NCBI's taxonomy places the organism in Eukaryota, Metazoa, Arthropoda, Insecta, Coleoptera, Tenebrionidae. Gene Ontology annotation, biological process: inflammatory response; toll-like receptor signaling pathway; innate immune response.